CAGUCCCCUUAGAGCAAAGAUGGCGGACAGAGCAGAGACGACAUCGUGAAGAGAUUUCCUACCUAAAUGCGCCCAGAAUAAGAUUCUUAAUGGAUCUUUUCAGAGUAGAGAGGUACAUGGGAGAGGAUGUAGACCAGGAAAAUCAACAGGGUGAAUCGUUAAGGUUGACACGACUGCAACGCGACAUUGAUAAUCGAAAAAGAAAGAGAAAUCUUGAAGGCAAGCACGUGUUUUCUGGUAAUGAGUCGAAGGCUUUGGACCUUCAGCAUCGUUUGUCGGAAGUGCAAGGAGAGAGAGCUGAGAAAGCUAAGAAAAAGAAAACAAAAUCCGCCUCAGAAGGGCACAAAUCAAAGAAGAAAAGGUCUUUGAAUGACGACAGUGAUGAGUCAACAUCAAAAUGUCCAAUCAUGGAAACUUCUGAUGAUCAUGGGUCUUUGGAGAAUGAGUCAGUGGAAAAACGACCAAAGAAGAACAAGGUGAAAGGUUCCAAAAACAAUAUUAAGGCAAAGAAACGUUCGACGGACAGCUUAAUUACAGAAGCUUUAGAUGACGAUAUUGAUAUUUUUGUUGGUUCGGACUCUUUGUCUGAAAAUUCAGGAGAGAAAAAUGGUAAUAAAAGAAAGGAAAAGAAAUCUAAGAAAAAACUGAACACGACGUCUACCAUUAAAGGUCUUACUGCAGAAGAUCAUGUGGAGAGAAAAGCUGAGGUUUCUGUUGAUUCAGAGGUGAAAAUGGUUGUAGACAAAGAGACAGACAUUGAAAGAGAAGACGUUGAACAUGGUGAAAUUUCUCUAGACAUCCCUGAAGAAAAGCUUGCAGAAGAUAACAAAGAAACAGGAUUUACUGUUAUUGGUGGACAUAAGAGGGUCAGGGAAGCAAAAAAGGUGCAAAGGAUGUUACCCAAGUGGAUUGCAAACCCUGUAAUUAUAAGCUCAGACUUUGAAAGCGCUAUUCUGCCAGUGGAACAAAUACCUUACCUAGAUGCUUUUAUAAUUAAUAAACUGCAAAAGCGUGAUAUAAAUCACUUAUUUCCUGUACAGAGCGCUGUGAUCCCCUCUAUUUUGUCACAGAUGGAAAAUUACACCUUUUUUGGCAGGGGUGGUUACCAACCUAGCGACAUCUGUGUGUCUGCUCCUACGGGAAGUGGUAAAACUCUGGCUUAUGUAUUGCCUAUUAUACAGAGCCUUCUUCAAAGAGUUGUGUGCCACUUGCGAGCCUUAGUCAUACUUCCAACCAAAGAUCUUGCAAAUCAGGUCAAACAGGUUUUUGAAAUGUUUACAGAAGAAACAAAGUUAAAGGUGGGUCUGGCUUCGGGAUCAAAAUCGUUUUUAAAAGACCAGGAACAGCUUGUUAAUCAUGGGUGAGUUUCUUUUAUACCUUGUUUUAUGUUAUCAAGUUUCAGGCUCGAUUUCCAGCCACUGUUUGUGAAAAUGACCCUGCACUCUUCCCCUUGAAAGAGUAUUUCUUCAAGGAAGACUAUUGACUAACCCAGGAGACGGCAGAAGUCCAGCCCAAUAAAGAUUGAGUGAUGAUGUUACAGUGCACCCAGGAAAACCGUGAACACUCGAAAUAUCUCAGGAAUGCUAUUAAUAAUAAUAAUAAUAAUAUUUAUAGAGGGAGCCCAACUCGCCAAGGCGGUUUUUGUCCUAUUGUCUUGCAAGGAAAAAGCCAAUCAGGUGUGAGAAAACUAAACCGCAAGCAAGAACGUUAAUUAGUUUUUUGGUUUAGUGGCCAGUCUUCACUGUGAUUGUUCAUAACACAAUAAACAUUCCUGAGAUUUUUCAAGUGUUCACGGUUUUCCCGGUCACACUGUAAUUUAAACCCAUGAACAAUAGAUGGGUGAGGGAAAGGUGCCUGAACAAACUGAGGUGCCACAAACAAGCGGCAGAAGGUAUCCAUGACAACCGCUGUGAGUGAAAUGAUUGACCUCAGCAAAAGCACUGUAAAGUCACUAGAGCCUCGCAAAUGCCUGAGACAGCUGGUCAGUGAUUUUAACCUUGCCUAAAUUAAUUUAGCCACGUGAAAUAGGUUUUUCAUUUGAAAUGAGGCUAAAUAAAAUUAGAGCAAGGUUAACCCAAAACAGGCUCUAUUUUUGAGCAUGGGCUCUGUGGGGUUGCCUGUCAUACACAUUGUAGCAUAUAGGGCUGCUAUGCUGUUUUCAGAAUAUGAUCUACAAUACCUCCCCCCCCCCCUCAAGGGAACCUCCCCUUUUCCUCUCCAAGGAAAGAAUUUGUAUGCAAAGGAUGAACUUACAUGCAACAAUAUUCAUUGCCGUGAUGUCACAUGUACACACCUGUCACUGUGUUUUGCAGUUCUGUUGGAGGUAGCAGCCGUGUUGACAUACUUGUCUGUACUCCUGGAAGACUGGUUGAUCACAUCACAUCUACUCCACACUUUGUUCUUCAUCACGUACGGUUUCUUGUGAUUGAUGAAGCAGAUCGAUUGUUAGAUCAGUCCUAUCAUGGCUGGCUGGGAAAAGUUCUCAAAGCUGCAUAUAACAAGCAAUAUACUGCAGAAGGUCCCAUCAGCAACAACAGGUACAGGCAUCCCAAAAAAUUUAUUUAACCAACAAAGAAGCCUUGACUGUGCUCUGUUCAGUAGUGAAGCACAAGAAAGGGGCUAGAGAACAAAGAAGUGAGGAGGGAAACAUGAGACAAAGUUCAGUGUUUCGUCCUACUUCUUGAGUGCUCUAGCCACUUCCUUUCAGUGUUUCUGUGAUCACCUCUUAAUAACCAUUAUACAGCUAGUCAAGAAAAGGUUCAUCAAUAUACAUAAUUCUCAAAGCUACAUGAAAAGUAUUAUACCUUGUGGACCACUUAUGAGAAAUUGCUUGCUGUAAACCAUAGACAGGACUAGACUACUCUGGUCUGGCCUUUUUUUGUUCAGGUAACUAUCCCUUUUUCUCUUUUGUUAUUUUCUUUUUCUGACACUAAACAUUUUGAGGUGUGGAAAUCACCCAGCCUCUUGAUUAGUUUAGGGUACAGGAUCUCAUAUUUUUUGUCUUUUUCAUGCUUUUAGUUCCAUAUGUUGUAACCUUCAAACAGUCAGAAAUCCCCCUGGCCAGCAGACAGUUGCAUGUUUCGGUACCAUUCAGCUGCCUCUGCAAAAACUGCUGUUCUCUGCAACAAUGACCCACAGCCCAGAAAAACUUGCUCCACUACAGCUUUAUCAACCUAUGUUGUUUACUGUUAUGGGAAAUGUCAAUCAGAGAGACCAAAGAGUUUCUCCUUCAGGUAUUUGGCAGUACUAAUACACUACCAAAAUAAAGGCUGACUGAAAUAUGUACUUGGCACUAGUUCUUACAAAAGUGGUUGAUAAUCGAGCCCAAAGCCCCUUAUGACUUCUGGGCCCACUUGUUCAAAAGGUGGAUAACGCUAUCCACUAGAUAAAUCUCUAUCCAGUGGAUAGCGCAAUUGAUUUCCCUAAUACUUAUCCACUGAAUAGCAAUUUAUCCGGUUGAUAGCGCUAUCCAAAGUUUGAACAACCAGAGCUUGACUGAUAAUUAGCUUCUUCACAUUGCCGUGAAUUUGCACAUGAAAUAAGGGAGAAUUUGAACUUCAGCUUCACUUUACUUGGGUUUUUUAAAAACUGUCUAUGCACACCAAAUCCAAAAGGAAGUUGAGGUGCGCAGUUUCAAUGGUUUUGUUAGCUCACUACUGGAAGACUUCUUUACUAUGAAACUCAGAAAACCAUGAUCACCAGAAGUAUUUUUGGAAUGUUGUUGUGUUGAAGGAAAUUUAAAGCCAAUCAGGUAUGAGAAAAAUUAACUGCAGGCACCAUCAGUAAUUAGUUUGUGUAUUUGUGGCUUGCUCAUGUGCCUUGAUCUUUUUGGGGGUUGGAUAUAACACAAUAAACUAUCCUGAAAUAAUUCAGGUAUAAAUUUAAAGUUUUAUGAUUUUGACAGUUAACUGUUAGAUUCUCUUUGUAAUUCUCCUUUAACACAUGAAUGCUUGUAAAACAGAAUAAGAAUUUGGAAUCAGAUCAGGAGUCAAUUGUAGGCUAUUUUCUUGGGCACUCUGCCAGUUUAUUGUCUACUGCAGGGCCAUAGAAAGAUGUUUAGAACAGAAGAGGCAACUGUAUUGAGCACUAUAGAUGCGAGUGUCCAGAACACCCUUAAACAAUAACUUUGUCCAGUUAAACACUAGCAAGUGUUUGCUUUUCAUGAUAGACUUAACUGGGACAAUCUCAGUGCUAUGAAAAUACGUAUUUGUGUACUGAGGAAUAGUAGCAUGACAUGCAGAGCUCUCUAAGGCCAGUGACACCUGGGCACACUUGUCAAUUGAUUUGCUACUGUUUCUUCAAAACGUAAUGACAGCCUUGACAUGUCAUUAUCUCUUAGUUUCCACAGACCCCUCUGGUGCUUCAGUGCGAUACAGCAUUCCAGAGGGCCUGACAGAAUACAUGACAGUUUGUAACAGUGGAGAAAAACCCUUGGCAGUGUUGUACUUCUUAACACAGCUCAAGUUUCAGCGAGUUUUAUGUUUUGCAUCAUCACUGGAAGCUACACACAGGUACAGUAGGUCAACACCAGCCUGUAAAAGCAGGCAUGAUGCCAGUUAUUGUCACUUGGCUUCCUUUUUUGUUCCAAUAGUGACCCACAUCCAAUUUCUCCCAACAAUAACACUGCAUGAUCAAACAGACAGGUCAUAAGAAUGAAUCAAAUAAUCACCAAAGAUGAAAUGUUGUGAUGUUAAAACAAAUUCUCUCAAGCAGUACCAUAAGGAAUGUAUGAAGAACAGUGUGGAGAAGAUGCAUGUUGAUGCUGGGGCUUAAAGGGUUAAAUUAACAUGACGUGCAACCCAUGCCACUCAGCAAGUUCUGUGUUGUACAAAUUGUUAGCUUAUAACUGUUUUACUCUUACAGCUGUACAUUACUUUUUGGGCAAAGAGAAACGACAACUAAAUAUUCAUCUGCAUUUACAAACUUGUGGAAAUUUUCAAUACGAUAGAACCUUGAUAUAAUAAGUGAACCUUUAUAUAAUUACCAAGUCCUCAGUAAAAGGAAUGAUUUUCUUUUCCACAGUAAUAGUGAGAUAUAUGGAAAAGAACCUUAGUAUAAUAGAACCUCAUUAUAGCUUCAAAUUUUGUCAGUCCCUUGGCAACCUCAUUCCCAGGGCUCUCUCCUACCUGUCCCUACAGAGCGAUGAGUAGGAGAGAGCCCUGGGAAGGAGGUUGGGUUCCACCCUAGUUUUCAAAAGAAAUUUUUUGACUCAAAAUUUGAUUGUUUUUUCAGAAUUUAAUUUUUUAAAAUACUGAAACGCUAAUAUUGCAUCCUGUGAAAGUACAUGUACUGUUGAGGAUGUUUCAGUACAUUGUAGGUGUAACACAAGUUGAGAGACUAAAAAAGUUGGGGCUGCAAAGUUCCUUAGUGACUGUAGGAUUGCAAUGAUGAUGAAAUCUAAAUAGACCUGUAUUUAGCUUUGUUGUUCUGUUGCUCCAAUGUGGAUUUAGUAAGCAUUCUUUUUCAAACUGGUUCUUCUUGCGCACUCUUUUUCCGAGGAAAAUAGAAUUCAGAUCUCAGGGUCAUAGAGCAAAAAUUGUUAUCACAGUCAAUACUGUUAACCCUUUUAGCCCCAAUAUCCACAUACAAAUUCUCCAAACUGAUCCCAUACAUCUCCUUUAAGAAUUAGUUGAGAGAAUUUGAUUAAAGAUCAUAGAAUUUUCUCAAUGAUGAUCAUUUUAUUAAUUCUCAUAACUUUAUCUCUUGACAGUGUAUGGAUAUUGUUAGGAGAAAAUUGUUGUUGGUAACUAUUGGGACUUAAAGGGUUAAGUGUUGGUAUUAAUGUGGUGUCCAUAUUAAGCAGGUUGAAUUUCUUUGCCCAGAAAAGAAAACCGUCCGUACUACGCAGGAUUUGAUUUAAAUAUUUCCUACCUGAAGGCAAGAUGGCCUAAACUGUCUGCUUUGGACCACAAACCAAAAGUGAAAUCUUUUUUAUUUUCAACAGACUGUAUCUUCUUGUGAAGCUCUAUGGUGGAGUAGAAGUUGCCGAAUACUCCUCUAGUUUGACACCACAACAGCGUAAGGCAGUCCUCAGAGAUUUCCGAUCAGGCAAAGUUCAGCUUCUCAUCUGCUCAGAUGCCAUGGCAAGAGGAAUGGACAUCGAGGAUGUGUUGUUUGUGAUCAGUUAUGAUGUGCCCAACUUUAUCAGGAGUUAUAUUCAUCGUGUGGGUAGGACGGCAAGAGCUGGGAACAAAGGUAUGUACUAUAGCACACAGGACUCCAAGCUGACUGCUGGAUAUCACACACACCAGACAAUAGCUCAAUGGCAGUCAAGUGAAAUUAAACUAAAGGAAUAACUUCAAAGCUAAGGUUGUCAUUUUGAGUGUUCAAAGGUCAUUUCCUGGCCAAUAUACUGUUAUCAUUUUUUUUUUGGCUUUUUGUACUUACCGGAAAAUUUUUAUUCAACUUCAUUGUGUAUUUUGUUUCUUUAUGUUUACCAGGUACUGCCAUCACACUUUUGCACAGUGAAGAGGUACAUCAUUUCAGAGAACUGAUAAAAAAAACUGGGCGUGAAAAGAUCUCGAAAUACAACAUAAAAGAAGACAAACUUCAAUCGAUGGUGGACAAAUACCAGGAAACGCUGGCAAGACUACAAGAUACUGUCAAGUUGGAGAGUCAAAAGAAAUCACAGCCAAGAGGAAAGCAACAAAUAACAAAGUUGUUACAAGAACAGUUAAUGAACAAUCUUGAACAAAAACGGUGAAAUACCGGCAAAAUGUUGGUUUCAGUGAGCCAGCAGACAGAACAAACUGAAUUAUUCUUUAUAGAGGCAGCAAAAAUUUCAGGAGAUGAUAUCAAUGGC
Molecule: messenger RNA, 6802 nt
Organism: Porites lobata
Lineage: Eukaryota; Metazoa; Cnidaria; Anthozoa; Scleractinia; Poritidae
Source: the annotation of a GenBank genome assembly